Molecule: messenger RNA, 788 nt
Organism: Caenorhabditis sp. 36 PRJEB53466
Lineage: Eukaryota; Metazoa; Nematoda; Chromadorea; Rhabditida; Rhabditidae
Source: the annotation of a GenBank genome assembly
AUGCCUCGACGAUUUGUAUCCGUAAGUUAAACUUUAAUUUUCUACUUGUUUACUAUUAAAUGAACACCUUCAGGAUCAUGCUCGUCGAAUUCAAAGAAAGUUCAACGAUGUCAGCGCACACAUAAGAGUAAAGUGAGCAUUUCAUUUCCAAUUAUUUUUUUUACUUUUAUUGCGCUUUAUUAUUUAAUUUAUAUGUCUUAGAUGGAACGACGGAAUUGAUAUGGAUCUGAUGGAAGUUUACAAUGAUGCGCUUAUUGAGACCGUGCAGGAGAUCGAUCACUUGUUUCAUCGACAAACAGGUAUGCAAAACCUCUAAACUUUUUUCUUUCUUUUACGAAAAUUUUAAAAGCAUUAUUCUUAUUUGAUAAAUUUAAAAACGUUACCUGAAAUCAUCAAAAAAAAUUUGUAUUUAGUGAGAGGCAACAAUGAUCCGAGAAUUGAUUUGCCGAUAGUGAACAACGUAUGUUUCUUUUUAUUAUAAAAAGUGUAUACAUACUCAAUUAACAAAUUACUAUUGUAUUUAGCGGUCCUCAACGUUGCAAAUCAUACUUCGGCUGGGACGACAAAUCGACGGCCUAUGCGUUCUCGCCGAUCUUGCUCAAUUAGGUAUUUUUGUAUAUAUUUUUAUAAUGUUUUUAUUUAUAUUUUAUUAAUUUUGCAUUAUAGGGCCCGGAGCAAAUGGUGACGAAAUCAGACUCUUGUCUCGAGGAGAAGAACGUUUGGAUUGGCUCUACGAAACUGUGUCGCCAGAAGCUUCGCUUCGAGGAUCAGAAACGGACUCUAACUGA